This is a messenger RNA of Nelumbo nucifera (sacred lotus), 2307 nucleotides long. RefSeq names its product NAC domain-containing protein 54-like. The record is from RefSeq and is a predicted model, not a curated record. NCBI's taxonomy places the organism in Eukaryota, Viridiplantae, Streptophyta, Magnoliopsida, Proteales, Nelumbonaceae. Gene Ontology annotation, biological process: regulation of DNA-templated transcription. Gene Ontology annotation, molecular function: DNA binding.
CCAAUUCCCGAACUAUCUCGUUGGGCGGUUUGAUCAGAGCCUCGUUUCAUUUCAGUAGCCACUAGCCACUAGCCAGACAGCCAGUCUUGAAUUGGACUGAAACCAAAACACAAAUCUUUGAAUCAGAGAGACGGCAAAUUCAAGUAUCUUCACAUUCUCUAGUUCAGUUCAGAGGAUUUGAAUUAUGAGUUCCCAAGUAUUAUGUUGUUACUGAGAACUUGACGUUUCAACUGGUGAAGUGAUUCCUUUUCGAAUCAUAUCCGAGAAGUAUGGGUCUGUGGAGUAAUUUUGAUCUAUCUGUAACUUCCACAUCUUAGCGUUUCAACAAUUUUGUUACAAUUCAAAGUUCGUUGGCUCUGAAAUUUGAAGUGGGGGUAGCUUGUGUUUCUGCCUAGAAAUCCCGAUUGAUUGUAGGGUCUUGUUUGUGUUUAUACAAAAUCUUUCUCCAUGCUGAACAAAUCCGUACAUCUCAGGACAACAGGUGCCUGUAAACUUUUCCUUGUUUCCGAUUUCGAGAUCCCUGUUUUGAGAUUCUCCAUUCAGUAUAUACGUAACCAGUUAUUUUUCUUUCGAGUAAUUCUCCAGGAUUUGAUUUCUGUGAUUGCUGUGAUACUUCUAUCUUUAUGGCUUCUAAUAAUGCCUAAUACAGGUUCUAGGGCCUAAGUUGUUCUUCUAGACUUGCUUCACAAUGUGUCCUUCGGCACCUGUCCCUCAGCAUGCUGAGAUCGGCUUUCACUGGACUGAUGAGGAGCUUCUGGUAUUCUUGGAACGAAUGGUUAAUGGGGCUCCUCUCGCAGCCAACGUGAUUACGGAAGUCAACCCUUACAAUAUUUUACCCUGGAACUUACGUGGUGCAGAACAUGUUUGGUAUUUCUUCAGUUCGGAGGACCCUGCAGCUACAGGAAUUGGAUAUUGGAAGGCUACAGGAGUGGAUCAUAGGAUACUUAGUAAUUCUCAUACCACUGCUUGUAAAACUAUUCUGGAAUUCUACACAGGCCAAGCUCCUAAUGGAAAUAAAACCAAUUGGAUGAUGCAUCAAUACAAGAUAAAUCAGAAAGGAAACAACAAUGCACAGGAUUCCACUUCAUUAUGUAGAGUCUUCCUCAAUAGCGGUCACAAUCCAAAACAUGAAGUUCAGCAGAGCCAAGCUAGUUUAAAUGAUUCCAGUGGUGACAAUACUUAUUCAAUGCUGUCAUCCAUGCUAAACAUGGAGCAAAACAAUUAUGAUGGGCAAAAUCCUGCAAUUGUAAACAGUUCUCAGGUGACAGGCAGGGUUGAUGAGAAUGGGCUAUUGGCAGUAUCUGAGAGACAUUUUCCAGAACACAGGCCCAACAACCCCAUUCAAGAGCCGCAUGAGAUCUAUGAUUUCUCUAGAGGGGACUUCUUGGAAUUGCAAGAUCUUGUUGAUCCUGAAUCUCCUUCUUCCAGUUCAGAAAAUUCAAGUUUCUUAACAAUGUCAUCAGAUGAGUACUUCGAUUCAUUGGCUUUAUUACAGGGAGGCUGGAUAUAACCAAGGCAUGCAGCAGAACAAUCCUAAUUUCAAGCCUAAUGUCUUCCCAUCUCUUAGAUCUGAUCAGAUGGUUCUCAGGCCAACCUCUUCAGAUGCAGAUAUAAUCCAUAGCCUUUGUCAACAGGUUCUCUUCUUGGGUGCAACAGAAGUAAUCUGCCAAGAGGAUCAAUUCUUAUCUCAGACCCUUCAGUUCCAGGUUCAGCCGUUGUCCAGCAACUUUCCAAUAGUGAGUCAUCAAACCAUGAGCUUCAUCUGCCCAUUGUACAGGAUACAGUCCAAGGCCUUUCAACAAGCUCAAAAAAUAGGGCAUCAUCAUCCAGUGGCCUACCAGCCGCAUCUAGUGGCAAAGGGAAGACUGUAGUCAGUAGGAUGUCAAAGCUCAGAAAGAAAUACUGGUGCUUUAUGCCAUUUUAGCUUCUCCAUUUCUUAUAUGGAGACAAGGAGUUCUGUUAAGACAUUGAGUGGUGAUCAGAUGAGAAAUUUUCAAUCCUACCAUGUUCAUCAUUCAUUGGCUCAAAAAUAUAGAAAGUUUUUUGAGGCGAUGAUGAUAAGGAUGUGGUAGGACCGAAGGACCGUGCAAUGGGAGUUUUCCCAUCAAACUUCACCUUUAUACUGGUUCCUUUUUGCCACAUUGAAAGCUGACAUGGCUAAUCAAAGCCAUUGAUAUGUUAAGAUGUUUGACAAUUAAGUUGUAUAUAUCAUACUAGGUUGUUCAUUUUCAUUAAGUUAUAUCAUGUACAAGGGAAAGAAACAAAAAUGUGCAAGAAUAGAAAAGGACAUGCAUAUUUUCUCAAGUA